AUCAAGUUCAGAAGAUGAAAAGAAACCUACAGUUAAAAAACCAGUAGCUGCUACUAGUAAGCCAACAGUACCUGCAGCAAAAGUUGCCAAAAAGCCAGAAUCAUCAGAUAGUGAUUCAUCAAGUUCAGAGGAUGAAAAGAAAUCUGCAGUUAAAAAACAAGUAGCUGCUACUAGUAAGCCAACAGCACCUGCAGCAAAAGUUGCCAAAAAGCAAGAAUCAUCAGAUAGUGAUUCAUCAAGUUCAGAAGAUGAAAAGAAACCUGCAGCUGCUAAACCAUUGGUUGGUGCAGCUAAUGCUGUUAAAAAGCAGUCAUCAGAUAGUGAUUCUGACUCAACUUCAGAUGAUUCAAAAAAAGUUAUUAAAUCUGUUAAUACCAGUAAUAAGAAUUCUACGCGUUUAUCUAAAGACACAUCAGACAGUGAUUCUGAUUCUUCAUCAAGUAAUGACGGUAAUUCUAAUUUCUCAGUUGCAACCCCCAGUCUACUUUCAAAGUCAUCUAAACCUGUUGAGUCAUCAACACCAAGUGAGAAUUCAAUAAAAUCUAAGCAAAAAGUUAGUUCAGAAACUUCGGAAUCAUCUAACGAUGAUGUACUACAAAAUUCAGUUAAUAAAACACCUUCAUCAAAACUUAAUCUUUCUCAGAAACAAAAUAUAAAUUAUUCAGAUUCCUCCUUUUCCACAAAUGGUACUCCAAAAUCAAAUGGAUUUCUAACACCAGGCGGUGAUGCUUCUCAGUCACAAGGAAAGGUAUAUUGAAGUUAUUUAUUUUCAUUAAAAAUACGUCACCUGUACCUCACCUCACUUAGCAUGUGUGAUUGUAUAUUUUUUUCAUGUUUUAAAAUUUGUGUGUGUGUGUUGAUAAUGGUACUGACCAUCUAAGUCAUUUUUAAUAGUAAAAUCAUUGCUAAAAUCAUUGCUUGAAAAAGACAUUAUUUCUUAAUUAAUUUUCUGUUACGAUAUUUUAGAAAAUAUCUAUUUUGCUUAGCUUUAUCAUUUUUUAAGAAUUUUAAAAUUAUAAAUAAUUUCAGCGAACACCUAAUGAGCCAUUCAGGCGUGUGAAAUCUGAACAGAUCUAUGUUGAUCCAAAAUUUAGAGACAAUUCUUUUGAGGCCAAGGUAAAUCUAUAUUUAAAUACUCCUAAAAUUGUUUAUAUAAUUUAAUUUUGGAGGAUACACUUUUAUUUGUUAACUGUUUGAUAGCAUUUAUUUUAAAGCUGCAGAUUCCAUUAUAUUUUCUUUAUUUGGGUGGAGAAUGAAUUACUACCGGGUAUUUCCACAAACCUUAAAAAUUAGGUUGCCCAUUGCUAGUUUAUAAACACUUUAAAGGUACUAUGUAACCUUUCUUCAGCAAAGGACUGCAAAAUAAAAGCAAUAAUAAUCAGCCAUCAUAUUCAAUACAACUUCACUCCCUUAGUGACAAUAAUUAAUCUUGUAUUUAUUUUCAAUAUGAUUAUUGCUUCUAGAGGUUUCUGCCUGAGUUGUUUUAUUUACAAAUUGGUAUAUCCUCUUCUAUUAAGUUACUGGUACUUACAUUGAAUGAUUUAUACAACCUUUCAUUGUUAAAAACUAGCAGGAAUGUACCCACAUAGUGGCAGGGCCAAUGACCCAAAUUAUUGAUAAUUGCUCUUAAUCAAUUUUUAUAAAAUGUUAACCAAUGACUGAGCGCUUUUAGGCCGCUGUCAUUGGUCUUCAGACAUACACUUUUGAAGUACCAACCUACGACUUAUUGUUUGAAUACUAUUUUUUUCUUUUCUUUUUAGAGUGGUGCUAGAGGUUCCUGGGGAGAAAAGGCUAACAAAGAUCUUAUUGUGACUCGUGGCAAAGGUUUUAAACAUGAAAAGACCAAAAAGAAAAGAGGCAGUUAUAGAGGAGGACCUAUUGACACUGCUGUGCACUCCAUCAAAUUUGAUGAUAGUGAAUGAGCAAUUAUUUUCUUAUUUACAUGUCAUUAAGUUUAAUAAUUCUUUGAAAAAAUCUGUUUGAUAGUUGCCUGGUUGUAUUGCAAUGAGCCAUCCACAUAUUAUGGAUGUACUGAGGGGUUAUGACUCUGGAAAUUCCGGUACUGGUACUUUUGUUUGGG
Molecule: messenger RNA, 2080 nt
Organism: Lymnaea stagnalis (great pond snail)
Lineage: Eukaryota; Metazoa; Mollusca; Gastropoda; Lymnaeidae
Source: the annotation of a GenBank genome assembly